Molecule: messenger RNA, 4402 nt
Organism: Solanum dulcamara
Lineage: Eukaryota; Viridiplantae; Streptophyta; Magnoliopsida; Solanales; Solanaceae
Product: lysine-specific demethylase REF6
Exons: 7
Coding region: 252-4016 (1254 amino acids)
Biological process (GO): chromatin remodeling
Cellular component (GO): nucleus
Molecular function (GO): histone H3K4me/H3K4me2/H3K4me3 demethylase activity
Source: RefSeq, a predicted model, not a curated record
UUUCUAUCCUCUGUUUUUUUUCUUUUUUGCCACAAAGAACAGAGGAGAAAUACUACUAAAACACACAGCUCUAACUGCUAGUAUAAAAAUUACUUCACUUCUCUCUGCUAUAAAUACCAAAGAGAAAUGGGAGAAUAGAGAAUCUCAACACCUCUUUCUCUCUCCUCUCUCUUUCUCUCUCUCUGUCUACUUGCACAAUGUUUCUUUUAUAGAUAGAUCUUACAUAUACCAAAAAAAAAUUAUUUUGAUUAAUGGCAGAGGCAAGUGGGAACAUUGAGGUAUUUCCAUGGCUGAAAACCCUACCAGUGGCACCAGAGUAUCAUCCAACCCUAGAAGAAUUCCAAGAUCCCAUUGCCUACAUUUUCAAGAUCGAAAAGGAAGCUUCUAAGUAUGGAAUUUGCAAAAUUGUACCUCCAGUACCUGCACCACCGAAAAAGACCGCUCUUGCUAACCUAAACCGGUCACUUUCAGCUCGGCCCGGUUCUAAUGGCCCAACAUUCACUACUAGGCAACAGCAGAUCGGGUUUUGCCCAAGGAAGCACCGACCCGUUAAGAAACCCGUUUGGCAAAGCGGAGAAACCUAUACGGUUCAGCAAUUUCAGGCUAAAGCUAAAGCCUUUGAGAAGAAUUACUUGAAAAGGAAUUCCAAGAGAGCAUUGACACCGCUUGAAGUUGAAACCCUUUAUUGGAAGGCAACUGUGGAUAAACCCUUUUCGGUGGAGUAUGCAAAUGACAUGCCAGGUUCUGCAUUUGCCCCAAAGAGGGCUUCUGCGGCAGCAGGGGGUAUUGGGGAGGUGGGUACUCUGGCGGAUACAGAGUGGAAUAUGAGAGGGGUGUCAAGGUCAAAAGGGUCUUUACUGAAGUUCAUGAAAGAGGAGAUCCCAGGGGUAACUUCCCCUAUGGUGUAUCUUGCCAUGAUGUUUAGUUGGUUUGCUUGGCAUGUUGAGGAUCAUGACUUGCAUAGCUUAAAUUACCUGCAUAUGGGUGCUGGGAAGACUUGGUAUGGUGUGCCCAGGGAUGCAGCUGUGGCAUUUGAGGAGGUGAUCAGGGUCCAAGGUUAUGCAGGAGAAACUAAUCCUCUUGUUACCUUUGCUACACUUGGGGAGAAGACCACAGUCAUGUCACCUGAAGUACUGCUUAGUUCUGGUAUUCCAUGCUGCAGGCUGGUGCAAAAUCCUGGAGAGUUUGUUGUUACCUUUCCACGAGCCUAUCACUCAGGGUUUAGUCAUGGAUUUAAUUGCGGGGAGGCUUCUAAUAUUGCUACUCCUGAGUGGUUGAGAGUUGCAAAAGAUGCUGCGAUCCGUAGAGCAUCAAUUAAUUGUCCACCAAUGGUGUCACAUUUCCAGUUGCUUUAUGAUCUAGCACUUUCACUGUGUUCAAGAGUACCAAAGAACAUUAGAAUAGAACCAAGGAGUUCUCGCCUGAAGGACAAGAAAAAGAGUGAAGGAGAUAUGUUGGUCAAAGAACUAUUUGUUGAGGAUUUGAACUCUAACAAUUAUCUUCUUCACAUUCUUGGAGAAGGAUCACCUGUUGUACUUCUCCCUCAAAACUCUACAGGGAUGUCUAUUUGCUCUAAUUUAGUAGCUGGAUCCCAGUCAAAGGUAAAUUCCAGGCUGUUCCCCAGUUUAUCCAGUUCAGAUCACGAGGUGAAAAGUAAAAAAGACUCUGCAUAUGAUGAUCUCAAGUUAGGCAGGAAACAGGAGAUGAAACAAUUUGCAGGCAUCUCUUUGGAGAAAGGAAAGUACUCUUCUUGGCACAGUGGUAACAGACUGCCAGACUCUGGUAGAAAGGAUGAUGCCCAAUCCUCUCCAGACACCGAAAGGGUGAACCUGGACACUGCAAGAGGAAUGACUUACAAAUGCGAUACACUGUCAGAGCAAGGACUUUUUUCUUGUGCAACUUGUGGGAUCCUAUGUUAUACGUGUGUGGCCAUAAUUCGACCAACAGAAGCAGCUGCUCAUCAUUUGAUGUCAUCUGAUUAUCGUAACUUCAAUGACUGGACAGGAAGUGUAGGUGGCGUAACUGCUACUGGUAGGGACCCAAAUGCUGCAGAAUUAGAUUCCAGUUCAGGACGGUUUGUUAAAAGGGCUCCAGGUGGCUUGAUUGAUAUCCCAGUAGAGUCAUCUGAUCGAAUUCAGAAAUUGAAUAAUGGAAGUGUAGAAGGGCUUUCAAGGACCAAAGCACGCAAAGAAACUUCUUCUCUUGGCCUGUUGGCUUUAGCUUAUGCUAAUUCGUCAGAUUCUGAUGAAGACGAGGUUGAAGAAGAUAUUCCUGUUGAAGCUUGUGAAAGCAGACAUAUGGAUUCUGAGGAUGAGGGUUUUCUCCGAGUUAUUGAUCCUUACGGAAACCACAGACAAAGAAGAACUGUAUCUCAAGGUAGAAACUGUCAAAAAUUUGACAAUUCCAUUCAGUUGGAGAAUGAAAGUUACCCAUCAGGGGAAUCAAAUACUUUGUUAGGUAGGUCAAGCCAUCAACUAAGAUCCUAUCAAGUUGCUGCAAAGUGUAUUUCCAAUAUAGGGGAAAUACCACAAAACAAUGCUGUUGCUCCAUUUGAUAAUGCACAUAUUCAAUUUACUUCAACAUCUGAUGAAGACUCUUUCAGAAUACAUGUAUUCUGUCUCCAGCAUGCUGUACAAGUAGAAGAACAGCUCCGUCAAAUUGGUGGAGCACAUAUUUCUCUUCUUUGUCACCCAGACUAUCCCAAGCUAGAAGCUCAAGCUAAACAAGUGGCUGAAGAGUUGGGGAGUGAUCAUUUCUGGAGAGAGAUUUCAUUCCGCGAGGCCACUAAAGAAGAUGAGGAAAUGAUACAAUCAGCUUUGGAAAUUGAAGAAGCCAUACAUGGCAAUGGGGACUGGACUGUGAAAUUAGACAUCAACCUCUUCUACAGUGCCAAUCUAAGCCGUUCUCCUCUCUAUAGUAAACAGAUGCCUUAUAACUUCAUUAUAUACAAUGCAUUUGGUCGUAAUUCUCCAGAUAAUACCCCAGAAAAAUCAGAGUAUACUGGUAGAGGGUCAGGGAAGCAGAGGAGAGCAGUUGUUGCUGGGAAAUGGUGUGGGAAAGUCUGGAUGUCUAGUCAGGUUCAUCCUCUGCUUGCUGAGAGGACUAUUGAUGAAGAACAAGAACAGAACAAAAGCAUCUCAGCCCAGAUUAAGACUGAGGUGAAGUCUGAGAGACCAUGUGAAAGGACUCCGACUGGUAAAACUGUCGCUUCUACUUCCAAGACUGGAAAAAAGAGGAGUACAGCAGAAAGUAGGAAUGCUUUGAAUGCUCAAUUAAUAAUAACAGAUGAUCACGAUGAUUCUUUACUUAGUAAUGUCUUUCAGCAGCACCGGAAAACUAAUCUUAGGAGUAAGAGGAUUAAAUAUGAGACUCCUGAACCUCAAAAGGAUGUUGAUAAGAAGAAGAUAUUUGGCUCACUCAUUGAUGAUGAUCCAGAUGGUGGGCCUAGCACUCGUCUGAGGAAAAGGAUUCCAAAACCGAGCAAAGAGUCGCCCGCCAAGUUGGUGAAGGCCAAACCAGCUCCACCUAAGCAGCACGAAAGCAAGAAAGGAGAGAAAGGUCCCAAGGUCAAAAUUCCUUCUGCAAAUAGCAAUGCAAAGAAAGAACCAGUAACGAAGGGUCCUAGAAGUAAUACUGGUAAAAGGAUGAGGGAAGAAGGAGAAUAUCAUUGUGACUUGGAAGGGUGCAGUAUGAGUUUUAGCUCAAAGCAGGAGCUUACAUUGCAUAAAAAGGAUGUCUGUCCUGUCGAAGGGUGCAAGAAGAAGUUCUUCUCGCACAAGUAUUUGGUACAGCAUCGUCGAGUUCAUAUGGACGACCGUCCUCUGAAAUGCCCUUGGAAGGGCUGCAAGAUGACGUUUAAGUGGGCAUGGGCUCGAACUGAACACAUAAGAGUUCAUACAGGUGAACGUCCUUAUGCUUGUACUGAGACCGGCUGUGGUCAGACAUUUCGUUUUGUGUCAGAUUUCAGUCGUCACAAGAGGAAGACAGGUCACAUUUCGAAGAAGGGAAGAAGUUGACUAAGGAAGCAAAUUGUAAUUUGACAUGACUGAUGGAACUGUUCAGUUAACAGACAUAGGGGUAGGUGUAGGUUCAAGUCUCGUUUUGUAAUUCUCUCUUGGUACCAGAUAACUCUCCUCAGUCAAAGGUACCUCAUUGGCCCCAUUCAUUGAUUUGAAGUAGUUCAAUUGCUUCAAUCCUGUAAGAAUUAUUUCCAAAAUCAAGGAAUUUAACAUUUGAAAUUGAAAUGUGGAAGUGGAUUCUUCUGUUUUUUCCAUUUUCUCUCUUGUUCAAUUGCUGCAGGAUUGGACUCUUGUUAUACUCGUGUCAGAUAGAGGGACUGAAAGUUCAAACAUAUUUAAUGUAGUCCUAGCAACAUCAUUAUACAAUAUUUACUUGAGGAACA